This is a messenger RNA of Coccinella septempunctata (seven-spotted ladybird), 543 nucleotides long. RefSeq lists its product as uncharacterized. NCBI's taxonomy places the organism in Eukaryota, Metazoa, Arthropoda, Insecta, Coleoptera, Coccinellidae. The record is from RefSeq and is a predicted model, not a curated record. The transcript has a single exon. The coding region runs from base 1 to 543 and encodes 180 amino acids.
AUGCUAAUAGACUCGGGCUGCAAAUCGAAUUUGAUCUCGGACGAAACAUGGGAGUAUUUAAAAGAAAACAAUGUUAACUGCUCCAACCAGAUUAAAGAACCAAAGAAAAUAUUCUUGGCCUACGGCAGCACGACGCCAUUAAAGGUGAAGGGAUCCUUUGAAACAUCGAUUAAAGUGAACGGAAAGAUCACCCACAGUACUGUUUAUGUUAUAAGCGAUGGAUCCAGAAAUCUUCUGGGUAAGGAUACCGCGUUACAAUUAAGGGUUUUGAAACUGGGCGACAUGGAAGUCGAUUCGGUUAAGGAGCUAAAAACCCCGUUUCCGAAGUUUAAGAAUAUUCUCGUUGAGAUACCAACAGAUCCGUCAGUGAAACCAGUCAUCCAACCUUAUCGAAGAAUACCUAUUCCACUAGAAGAAAAGAUCCAUGAGAAAAUUGAGGAGUUGUUAGAAAUGGAUAUAAUAGAAGAAAUAAAUGGACCAUCGAAAUGGGUUUCGCCUAUUGUGCCUAUUCUUAAAGACAAUGGUGGCGUACGAGUGUGUUGA